This is a messenger RNA of Plasmodium relictum, 3579 nucleotides long. RefSeq names its product bromodomain protein, putative. The coding region runs from base 1 to 3579 and encodes 1192 amino acids. Gene Ontology annotation, molecular function: protein binding. The record is from RefSeq and is a predicted model, not a curated record. Lineage: Eukaryota; Apicomplexa; Aconoidasida; Haemosporida; Plasmodiidae. The transcript has a single exon.
AUGAAUUCAACAAAAAACGAAUUAAUUGAAUGCUAUAAUGAUUUAAUUUUUAAAUCUAAGAAUUCUAAAUUUAAUUAUAAUAUAAUAAACAGCUAUGAAAUAAAGAGUACAAACAAAAUGAAUAAUGAAAUUAAAUUAAAUGAUAAUUUUAAUUGCAUGUUAAAUAUGGUAAAUUCCAUUGAUAAUAAAAACAAUAUAAGUAACGAAAAAAGUGAAAUCACUGUUAAAAGUUACAUGUACAAUAGCGAUAACAAUACAAUGCCAAAUUUAAAUAAUAAUUUAAAUUAUAUAAAAUCAAACAAUAAUGUAAACAUUGAUUUAAUAAAUGAUAUGAAUCAUAAUAUAAAUGAUAAUAGUAAUAACACAAUUAAUGAUAAUGAAAAUGCCACUUUUCAGAAUAAUUACACAAGCAGAAAUAAUGAAUUAAAUAUUUAUAAAAAUGGUGGAUUAAACAAAGAUAAUUUAAGCGAUAAUUGUUAUUUAAAUAAUAAAAAUAAUCAAAUAAUAAAUGAUAUAACUGAUGACAAUAUUUUAAAUAAAAUAAAUUCAAAAAGUAAUGAAAUGAGUAAUUUAUGUAAUAACAAUAAUAUGAAUAAGGCAUUAAAUGAUAAUGAUAAUAAUGAAUUUAAUUUAAAAGAUGAUAAUAAAAAGAUUGGAAAUAUGAAGUAUAGUAUGCUUUCAAAAGAAAAUACAACUGAUGAGAAUGGAAAUAAAAAAAAUGAUAUAUAUAAUAAUAAUAAUAAUAAUGAUAGUAAUAAUAAUAACGAUAAUAAUAAAGAUAAUAAUGAUAGUAAUAAUAAUAAAGAUAAUAAUGAUAGUAAUAAUAAUAAAGAUAAUAAUAAUGGUGAUAAUAAUAAUAAUAAUGGUGAUAAUAAUAGUAAUAGUAAUAAUAAUGAUAAUAAUAAAGAUAAUAAUGAUAGUAAUAAUAAUAAAGAUAAUAAUGAUAGUAAUAAUAAUAAAGAUAAUAAUGAUAGUAAUAAUAAUAAAGAUAAUAAUAAUAGUAAUAAUAAUAAUAAUGGUGAUAAAAAUAAUAAUAAUAAUAAUAAUGAUGAUGAUGAUAAAAAAAAUAAUAAUAGUAAUAUUAAUAAUGAAAUUACAUGUAAUAAUUUAAUAAACAAUAAUUCUAGUAAUAUUAAUAUGAGUGAUGAGCAUAUUAACAAUAUUUCAAAAAGUAAUUUCAUAAAUAAUACAGAUUUAAAUAAUGAAGAUAAAGAAAAUGAAAAUAAUAAAGAUAGAAAUAUAAAUUAUGAAAAAGAAAAAACUAACGAAUUUGAAAAAAUGUUCUUAAAAAAUUUAGAUGAAAUAAGAAGUUUUGAAAGGGGAGUAUUGCAUUUAACUGAAGAAGAAUUUACAUUUAUAUCAAAAACAAUUAAUUCAUUAGGAUUUCGAUUUAUUGAAAUUUCUAUUGAAAAGCCUAAAAAUGAAAAAAGAAACACGUAUUCUUCUAUAUCAAAAAGACAUUUAAAUGAAAUAAAAAAUUUACGUUGUUCUCUAUCUAAUAAUAUAUAUGAUGCUGGAAAGAGAAAAUCGAAAAAAUCAUUCGAUAUGUAUUACUCAAAAGAAGAAUUAAGUAGUAAAGAAAAUGAUACUCAAAAAGAUACAAAAAAUAUAUCAAAUGAAGAUAAUAGAAAGUGUAAUACAAAAGAACAUAAUUAUAUAAAUGAAAAAAAUAAUUCAGCUCAAAAAUAUACCAAAAGUGGAGUGGGGGGAAACGUAAGAUCAUAUGAACAUGAAAAGACAUAUAAUAAAAAUAUAAAAAAAAAUGAAAUGGAUAAUAAAAAUGGUAAAAAUUCAUAUGGUUCUAUAUCGAAUUCCGGUGCAGGAAAUAUUUCUAAAUGUUCUAGUAAAAAAGAAGAUGGAAAAGAGAUGCAAAAGAAAAGGCAAAGAAAUAAUAGUUUACAUCACGAUAAUUUGAAUGAGGAACAUGAGCAACAUAACAAAAUAUAUAAAAAAAGAAAUUAUAAGACAAAAAAUCCUUGGAAGAAUUACUGUUUUAAAAUAUUACAUAAAUUAAAAAGAAAAGAAAGUAGUUGUUGGUUUUUAAAGCCAGUAAAUCCUGAAUUAGAUGGGGUACCUAAUUAUCUAAAUGUUAUCACGUAUCCAAUGGAUUUUGAGACAAUAGAAAAAAAAUUAUUAAAUAAUAAAUAUGAUAAUCCUUUUGAAUGGCAACAAGAUGUAAGGCAAAUAUUUUUUAACGCAUUUACAUAUCAUAAGGUUAAAAAUGAUGUUUGGAAUGAUGCAUAUAAAUUAGCUAAAGAAUUUGAUAAGUUAUUAAAAGAGAGUUCAGAAAUGGAAAAAAUUUUAAAUGAAUAUACAAAAAAUACCAAUUGUAUUUAUCUAGACAUGAAACAAUAUAAUGAAAUAUUAAAUGAUAAAUAUGAUUAUUAUGAUGGUAAUAAUAGUAGUGCGAAUAGCAGUAGCAUAAGUAGCAAUAGUAGUGAUGAUAUGAGUAGUGAUAAUUAUAAUUAUCAUAAAAGCGAUAGUAAAAAUUACGGAAAAAAAAAUAAUGCAAUGGGAUCAUCAUUAAAUAAUGUGAAUUCUAGUCAAAUAUAUUCACAACAAAAUAAAAAUAAAAAUAAAAAAGGAGAAAAAAUUAAUAAAACUAAUAAGGUUUCAGCAAAUAUGUUAAAGAAUGCUUAUGAAAAUAAUAGGGGCAAAAAAGAAAAUUCAACUGAUGAUAUUGAUUUUGAUCCACCAAGUAUGGGAACAAUUCCUGAUCCACCAGGAAUUCAAAAAAUAGGAAUUAAUGAUAAAGGUUUAAAUAAUUAUCAAGUGAAAUUACUUUUCAAAAAUUUACGAAGAUUAGCACCAAAUCAAAGAAGAGCAGCAUUAGAAAUAAUACAAGACGAUUUAGGUAUAUUGGCUGAGAAUCAUAUGUUUGAUAGAUAUUUUACAUUUGAUACUGAUUUGUUAUCUAUUGAAAAACAAAAAAGGAUUUUCCUUUAUAUUAAUCAUAUGGGUAGAAUAAAUUUGGAACAAUAUAAAGCCUCUCUAAUAUCAUCAGAGCAAAUUCCUAAUUUCAAUUUAGGAAAAGGAAAAAUAAGCGGUAAAAAUAUUGGAGAUAAAAAUUAUUUGAAAAAUAAUACUCAUUAUGAUAAGCACAGAAGUAGAUAUUCAUCAUCGUCCUCUAAUUCUUCUGAUUCAUCAUCAUCAAACUCUUCAGAUUCCUCUUCUUAUUCAACAUCAAGUGAUGAAACUGAAUCAGAAAGUGAUUCUGAUAUCGAUUCAGAUUCUUAUGAUAAAAAAAAGGUAAAAAGACAUUUCUCCAAUGAAAGAAAAAAAGAAAUGUCAAAUAGAUUUUUUGAAGGUAAUAGAAGAAAAUCAUUACCUCAAUACAAACCAGUAGAUGAAAAUAAAAAAAAUUUAGAAAUUAGGGAAGAUGUUAUGGGGAUGCACGCCGAUUUUUUAGCGUCUAUGGAUACCCCAAAAAAUCAAAAGAAAAAUCUUAAAAAUUCAGAGAGUGCUUGGCCUGAAUGGAAAGGACAAGUUAUUCAACAGGCUAUUUUAACUCAACAUCAAACUAAUGUUCCAAUAAAUAAAAAGGAAUUAAUAGCUGAAGGGUAUGAUGCUAAAAUAUAG